AUGAGGUUGCGAUCCCCUGGCGUCUCAUAUGCAAUCAUAACCUUCGGUUUGGCCGGCUUGGUACACAGCUUAUCGACGUUCCAAUGGCCCAACCCUCAACUAGCUUAUACGGAUAAAAUGAUCUACGAGAGUGGUUUGAACCUUCUAGCACAAGGCUGCCCCUCACGAGAUAAUACAACGGUCCCUGCGCAGUGGCUUCGCAUUGCAUACCAUGAUAUGUCGACGCACGAUGUCGAUGACGGAACUGGGGGGCUGGACGCAUCGAUUCAAUUUGAGCUUGAUCGACCUCAGAAUAUUGGUCAAGGAAUGUUUGAUUCGUUGAAUGAUUUCAGAAAUUUUCUCUUUGCCGCUCCAUUUUUUGGAAUGGCAGAUACAAUAGCACUAGGAGCCGUAUUGGCUGUCGCAGGAUGCGGGGGUCCUCUCAUCCCUUUUAGCGCUGGUCGUGUCGACGCAACUGAAGCGGGUCCAGCAACGGUUCCAGAGCCCCAACAGGAUCUUGCCUCGCAUACAGAAGCUUUUCGGCGUCAGGGAUUCACACCUACAGAAAUGAUAGGUCUUGUUGCGUGUGGACACACCCUUGGAGGAGUCAGACAAGUGGAUUUCCCCUUGGUUGUGACAGAUACUGAAGUUGACGUUCAAACAUUCGAUACCACCACUAAUUUCGAUAACAUAGUCGUAUCCGAAUACCUUCAAAACACGACUCAGAAUAUUCUAGUCGUUGGACCGAACGUUACCACCAGGUCGGACUUCCGCAUAUUCUCGAGUGACGGAAAUGUAACAAUGCAAAGGUAUGUUCACUUGUUGGUUCUAUCUUUUGCUUUGUUUACACCCCUAGCUAGCUUCCUUUCCUCCGACAUGUUCAACGAAACUUGCGGGAACCUAAUUGAGCGGAUGAUUAACACUGUUCCCAGUGGUGUGACCCUCGCUCAACCUAUCUCCGAGCCAUUCAACUACGUUGUCUCUGAGCCUUUGUUCUCGUAUCGGAAUGGUGCAAUGUCCAUGGCUACUACACUGCGAAUCGUCAAUAUCAGUGACAAUCCUAGUCGAACGGUAAACAUGCUCUGGGCCGAUAGACAAGGGUCAUCCUGCCCGUCCUCCGGAUGCACCUCGCCAUCGACAGGCUCUCUCCAAGCUUCCCUCGGUAUCUUUGGUGGUAUACAAGGUCUUACUGCAGACCGAUACACGUUCAAUGCGACCAUCAACGCGACUACCUCAAUCUCAAAGUUUUGGUUCGAGAUUAACGAAAACGACGGCUCCGACCUCAUUGUAGUAGACAAUGGUGGCUCUGGCUUUGUGAUCGGUCAAGAUUCGGUGUUUAUAGAUAACGGUCGCAGCAAGUUUGUGUUUUUGACUGUCUCUGAAAUUAGUUAUCAGAGACUGGUUGUGGCGGUCCGUGGUGACACUUCUUCCAGCGUGUCAAUUACUACAUUCGAUCCACAUUCGGAUGCUUCAACUCCUCCUUACUUGCCCACAAUCAUGACGACCAAUCUACAACUCGACGACAGCAAUCCGGUCGAAGGAGGAUACACUUUCUUCACUGCAAAUGUUACUGGAACUGUGACCUUCUUAAAUAUUUCUGGGAAUGUCGGUGACGUGUCGUAUGCCCAAGAGAACUUUGAUAUGACGGUGGUCGAUUUUCCUUUUGCACAAAUUUCUCAGUGA
Lentinula edodes (shiitake mushroom) is the source of this 1662-nucleotide messenger RNA. RefSeq names its product heme peroxidase. The transcript has 7 exons. Gene Ontology annotation, biological process: cellular response to oxidative stress; hydrogen peroxide catabolic process; response to reactive oxygen species. Gene Ontology annotation, molecular function: peroxidase activity; heme binding. The coding region runs from base 1 to 1662 and encodes 553 amino acids. NCBI's taxonomy places the organism in Eukaryota, Fungi, Basidiomycota, Agaricomycetes, Agaricales, Omphalotaceae. The record is from RefSeq and is a predicted model, not a curated record.